AUGUCCUCGUCGCUAGCCCGCACCCGCUCCCUGCGAAAGCCAACGCAGGGCUCCUCGACCGAUCUUCCCCCUACGACCGCAACCUCCGUAUCCUCCUCGGCUUCAAUCACGGCAGCUAGAGGCCCCGCGAGCUCGACCACAGGAGGAGCAGCAGCAGCGCCAUCAGCGUCGGCGUCCACAUCCCACCGCCCCGUAUCCCCGAGUAGACUACCCGCGCCCCGGUCCCUCGCCGCAACACGUCCCACAACACGCACCGUCUCCGGCGCCAGCGUCGCGAGCAGUACAGCGGCGGCGGCCACAACCGCCUCCGAGGCGCCCAAGAAGAAGAGGCCGAACCCCUUAUCGUCGUUGCUGAGUAGAAGCUCUUCGACGCGCCAACCAGCGUCCGUGACAACGUCGAUUUCGACGAGACAAAGAGAUGUGGUAGCAGGUGCUGGAGCAGGAGGAGGACUAGCUAGCUCGGGACCAAUAAGCGCCCCUUUAAGCAGGACAAGCGCGCUCUCGGGCCUUACGAGGACGACUUCGACGAGGGAACCGGGACUGACACGGACGCGAUAUCCCGCAAACGCCUCGACGAGCAACCUCAGCCUCGUCUCCGAGACCGACGACCUCGGGCGGUCUACCAUCCUCGAGACGCGCCGGUGCACCAACGACGACUUCGACAGGAGCAGCAGCAACAGCGGUAGGAGCUGGGAGUCCAACAAAGGGCCACGCGCGCGCAAGGAGCGUCGCGACCCUGAACAACAGCACCGUCCUCCGACCCCCAAGCCAGACGUCGUCUACCGGGGCCACUGGCGCCGCACCGAGAUCACGCCCGACGUCCCUAUACGGCGCACCUCCGACGUCUUCCUACCCAUCCUCGACAGCAUCCACGACCACAAGACCCCGUCCCCCCUCAGCAACAGACCGCCUCUCCUCGAAACCGUCCCAACAACAGCACCACCACACCUCGCCCGCCAACAAGCCCAACAACGACACCCCUCCCCAACCUCACCACCCAGAACCACAAAACCAGUCCUCCGCCCAGCCUUCUCGACCUUGCAACAACACUACUCCCCCGCCAAAUCCCUCGCCCCAAAACCCCUGACGGCAACCUACCUCGCCGCCCCGUCCCCGUCAAAGCUCCCCGCCAACAUCGCCCUCACGGCAGAGACCUCCCGCCUCCAAACAGAGCUCCUCCAGCUCCACCUCCUCCACCGCGACCUGCCGCAGGUCACGUCCCAAUGGCACGCCAGCGCCCGCUCCAAACUCGCCGCGCGCCACGCCGACCUCGCGGCCUCGGCAAGAAGCCUCGCAGCCCUCGAAUCCGACGCCGCGGAGCGCCGUAACCUCGCAGCCCUAAGCAGCUGGGGAGCAUCCGCUGGCAAAAGCGGCAAGGCAGUAACAUCGUCCCUGCCGCUGGAAGACCGCGUCCAGCGCCUAGACGCCCUCCUCACAUCCCUCUGGUCCCUCGACGACCCAGGCGGAAAACACCACCGCCUCGUCCGCGCCUUCGAGCGCUGGGCCUCUUCCCUCGCCGACCUCGAAGCCGCCCGCGCCCGCGCAGAAGACGGCGCCGACCCCUCCGCCCUCCUAGACGACAACGCGGACGUCCGUUUCGGCGGCGGCCUCGACGCGCGGUGGAAAGACGACGCCGCGGCGUUGGUAAGGCGUCUCGAGGGGUGGGAUGCGCAGCUCAGGGAGCUAGAGUAUCGCGGUGAUGAUGACGAGGACGCGGCCGCUAGUACUACCACGACACAAGCGUCGAGCUUGAAGCGCAUGUUGGACGGAUGCAGCAGUCUCGUCAGGGACAUGCUCGACGAGCUGGCCGUCAUGGAAGAAAUCGAGGCAGCGGCGGUGGAGAGGGAGAACGAGUGGAUUAAGAAGAUGAACAGAGAGGGAGACGACGGCCGCGGCAGAGAUACCCAGAGAGCCGGUGCCAUUUGGAGAGUGAUUUAA
Molecule: messenger RNA, 1938 nt
Organism: Colletotrichum lupini
Lineage: Eukaryota; Fungi; Ascomycota; Sordariomycetes; Glomerellales; Glomerellaceae
Exons: 3
Coding region: 1-1938 (645 amino acids)
Source: RefSeq, a predicted model, not a curated record